Durusdinium trenchii is the source of this 2008-nucleotide messenger RNA. Lineage: Eukaryota; Dinophyceae; Suessiales; Symbiodiniaceae. The record is from the annotation of a GenBank genome assembly.
GCAUCAUUGGACUUCACGUCGCGCUCGUCUUGCCGGUCCAAGAACCGUGGCAAUGGCCCAUGAGUGCCAGCGAAGACACCGUUCUUCAUCAUCAAGAGAGACUGCCUGAAGUGCCUUUGUGGGCCGAACCCAAAGUCCCUCCUUCUCCGAAUCCUUCAAGCGAUGGGCCGGAGAGGAGCUCCAACUUCCGAUUCCUCGCCACGCGCGCUGCGACGGCGACACGAAAUCUCGUGGAUCGGCUGAAGUCCAAGACGAAUCGGCCCACGCGAGUGAAGGUCAUCAAGGACGCCGACGAGCUCAAGAAGCAGCUGCAUCGAGCCAUCAACGAAGGCAAAAAGGCGUACAACGUGGAGGACCUCUACUGGAAAACUGGUGUGAUGCAGAAGAUCGCUCGGAGUAGUCUCUUUCAGAACGCGACGCUUGCGAUGAUUCUGGGAUACGCGCUUUGGUUGUCAUACGACACUGACGCCAAUCAAGCCUCAACCCUGCUGGCAGCGGAGAUGCAAUUCCAGGUGAUGGAGCAUGUGUUCUGUGCCUAUUUUCUGGUAGAACUGACGAUCCGCUUCUUUGCCUUCAGAGAGAAGUGCCAAGCACUCUGCGACGGAUGGUUCGUGUUCGACCUGCUCCUGGUGCUCUUGGGCGUGGCAGAGGCUUGGGUGAUGACCAUUGUCCUUCUCCUGAGCGACUCUCAGGGCACUUUCUUCAGCAACAGCUCCUCCCUACGACUCAUCCGACUCCUUCGUCUCUCGCGCGUGGCCAGGAUAGCAAGAUUGCUGCGCGCGGCGCCAGAGCUGAUGAUCAUGGUGAAGGGAAUGAUUGCUGCAGCGCGGUCGAUGCUCACCACCGGAGUCUUGGUGGUGGCUGUUCUUUAUGUCUUCGGCAUUGCCAUGCGCCAAGCGACCGAAGGGAGUCAGGGUGGCCGCCUCUACUUCAACACCGUUUGGACCUCCAUGCUCUCGUUGCUGCUCUAUGCGACGUUAUUGGACUCUCCGUCAGUGGUGAUGGGGAGCCUCAAUUGGUUUGGGGGUGCACUUUUCCUCGUGGUGAUCGCUUUGUCGGCUUGGUUGCUGUUGAACAUGCUCAUUGGUGUGAUGUGCGAGGUGGUCAGUGGCGUGAGCCAGACGGAACGCCAGGCCAUCGCGGAGGCCUUCGUGCGAGAGAAGGUGCAGCAAAUCAUUCAAGACCGCCAUGGGGUUCGACAAAUCCCAAGCAUUAGCCGGCGUGUGCUGAUUGAUAUGUUGCACGACCGUAAUGCCACCACUUUGCUGAACGAGGCGGGUGUGGAUGUGGUUGGCCUAGUGGACGUGGCCGACUACAUCUUCCAAAGCGACCACUCGGAAGAGGUGGAAAAGGAGCUUACGUUCGAAGAGUUCUUGAACGUGAUUAUGUCCUUGCGAGGCUCCAAUGCCGUGACCUUGAAGGACAUCAUGGAUCUUCGUCGAACGUUACAUCGAAACCAGACGGAGCUUCGAAGUGUCAUCAGCGAGCUGGAGGAGCGGACGCCCUUAGCAUCCCCUCUACGGCCCCUGCCGAACCGAACCCUUGGAGGUCCAGCAGCCGAGACCUUCUCCACGAUUCGUCCAGGCAACACCUUGGAUGGCAUCUCGACAUCAUUGGGCACCAUCUCGCUGUCACGUGACACCACACCAGAUGGCACCAGCUCCAGGAUCUUCUUGCCUUCCAGCAUUGCGGAGGAGGUCCAUGUCCCAGAUCCUCCUGCCUGGCAGCAAAAGAUUCGAUCGAUCUUGGAACAUCAUGAGGUCAUCGAGGCACGGCAAGCCUUGGCUCGGAAAGAACUCCAGGAGCUUUUGGAGAUGCUUCCAGAGGCCUUGCGAGCACACGGAAGUGAGGGCCAUCAUGCUUGGGGUGUGCCCAUUGUGUGAUUUCCCUAUUGUGUUGUCCGAUUCUGUGAUUGUCAAACUGGAAAAAACUUCACCGGGUGGAUCGUGGCGGUAAAGCAUAGAUAAACAUAGCCACAUGCAAGUGUUCAGGCAUGUGUUCAUUCCGA